AUGGCGAAGCCAGUUAUCCGUCUCCAAAACCCCAAUGCUCCACCGGGUCGUCAGCAGGCUUUAUUGGUGGCGACAAAUGAGGCCCGUGCCUACAGAGACAGAAGAAUGAAUUUUCCUCUACCCCCUGAUCAGCUGCUCAAUGAGUCCACUGCCCUACCCCAUGCCCAAAGGGCCCUUCGUGCUGAAGGCAUUGCAGUACCAUCACGACAGCAGUGUCUGGGGAAGCUGGUGCUACCCUUGGGCCAAUAUCUCAAUGCCCCAUUUCCCUGGCUUGUGUCAAAUGAUGUGGGCUACAUGAAGUACAUCAUCAGCAGCCCCAGCGGCAGCCACAGCGUCAUCCGCAGCCACAUCCACACCUUCAAAGAAGUCCUCAUCCACACCUUCAAAGAAGUCCUCAUCCACACCUUCAAAGAAGUCCUCAUCCACACCUUCAAAGAAGUCCUCAUCCACACCUUCAAAGAAGUCCUCAUCCACACCUUCAAAGAAGUCCUCAUCCACACCUUCAAAGAAGUCCUCAUCCACACCUUCAAAGAAGUCCUCAUCCACACCUUCAAAGAAGUCCUCAUCCACACCUUCAAAGAAGUCCUCAUCCACACCUUCAAAGAAGUCCUCAUCCACACCUUCAAAGAAGUCCUCAUCCACACCUUCAUCAAAGAAGUCCUCAUCCACACCUUCAAAGAAGUCCUCAUCCACACCUUCAUCAAAGAAGUCGAGCUGGAGGGCUGGGUGCGACUGUGGGAAAAUCCCAACGGCAUUCCACCAGCUGACCUCUCCUGGGUGAAGGACGACACAGAGCGAGGACUCUUUGGCCCUAUUCAGGUGUAUCGCGACAAUGCUGCGGUAUUGAAGAGGCGGCGUGUAAUAAAAUCAGACCGCAUGUGGUUUUACCCUCCAGAACCUCCAGGCUACAUCAGUGGUACUGUGCCAACUCCACAUCUCUUCUUUCGGGGUCGCAUCUUUGUGUGGCGGCCCGUUGGAGUUUGGAAAUUCUCACUGAAGUGUCCUCGAGGAGAAGAAUGUGUGGGUCAAGGAAAGAAUGUGUACCUCUACAAAUCAGGCUACCACACCAAGGUUCGUCACUCACAUUUGUUAUCCAGCUGGUACUGUAUAAUAACAGAGGUCCUGUGCUGCGGCCCGUGUACAAAAGCAGCCAGGGGUGGUGGCAGUGGCAAGGUGGGCAGGUGGUUGGCGUGGGAUUCCACCAUUCUGUGUCAACUUAGUGAGGCUCACCAAGCCAUGUUCCCUGCUAUUCUGACAGACAA
Sinocyclocheilus rhinocerous is the source of this 1262-nucleotide messenger RNA. RefSeq lists its product as uncharacterized. The transcript has 4 exons. The record is from RefSeq and is a predicted model, not a curated record. NCBI's taxonomy places the organism in Eukaryota, Metazoa, Chordata, Actinopteri, Cypriniformes, Cyprinidae. The annotation marks the transcript as partial.